CCUCCACCUACUGCUUCUUCUCACUGCAGGAUCAAGAUCCACUGCAUUUUAUCGGCAAGCGACCCACAUAUAUUUUACUUCGAGGCGCUUUCUCAAUCAUGUACCACACGAGUGCAACGCCUGCUCUGAUACGUGAGCGCUAUGGAUGCCAGUGAGCAACCAGACCUCAAACAUCAGGACUGGAAGCGGGAGAGAUUCAUCCUCCCUGUGGUGAACGCGAAGGGCUUGCCACUCAGGGUCGAAGUCGCCAGAUAUCUCCCCGGCACACCUUGUUGCACUCGAUAUGCAGAUUCCACAUCUAUGAGGUCUAGGAUUCUGCUCACUCAUGCAGUAGGGUUCUCGAAGGAGCUAUGGGAACCUAUCAUCACUCGCCUCUUUUCCCUUCAGGACACCGACAAAUUCAUUCGAAACAAGGGCCCUCGAGUACAUAUCCAUGAGAUAUGGACCGUCGAUUGUCCUAAUCAGGGAAGAAGUGCAGCCCUGAACGACAAUGUGCUCCUGGACGGCGACCACAUACUCACGUCUAAUCACUACGCGGAUGCUAUUCUUACUCUGAUGACAUCCGAUGUUCUGCACCUCCACUCGAGGUCUUUGAACAUACCCUUGAUCGCUGUCGGGCACUCGUACGGGUCUACAGCUCUCUCCCUUGCAUACUCUCGGUCCCCCAGUCACCCCCUGUUUGAAAAACUGGUGAUGAUAGAGCCGCCGAUGCUCAGUCGGGGUCUUCUGGACAAAUAUCCGGACUAUAUUCCACAACUCGUUGAGCGUACACGGAGAAGGAGGGACAAAUGGAUAUCUCGGGGAAAUGCCUACAGUUCCAUGAUUACUCGACAACCGUACAAAGGAUGGGACGCUCAGGUUGUAAGAAUAUACGUGGAUCAUUGCCUUCGUGAUGCCCCGUCUAUGCCCCAUUUACCAUCCGCGCUCAAGACGGUUACUUUAUCCUGUGCUGUACCUCAAGAGAUGGCAUGCUACUCGCUUUCGGAGGGCUUUCAAUGUCUCGACAUACUCCCUUCCAUUUGCGCCACUAUCCCAGUUCAUACCAUCUUUGGAAGCAUACGGGAUUUGGCUCACCCAGAGAUCCAAGCAAGCAUCGUCGACGCCAAGCAAGGACGACGGAUGGUGACCGUUACAAGUGUAGAACAAGGCGGACACUUUGUUCCGUUUCAGCGUCCUGAGUCUUGUGCGAAAGCGAUAUGGAACGCGCUGUGUGAUCCCCGCGGUCCAAACAGAGCUCCUAAGUUAUGAGCACAAGUCGAUAGCUAGCGGUUGCGUUUGAUCGAUGGACCCAGGAGGAGUGCAAAUAAGAGAAAUGGAACGAUGUAGAGUACAGAACUUUAUAUGUGGUUGGCAGUCGAGACGCGACGGAGUGGUUGGCAAUAGCACGAUGCUGUACUCCCCGCAGACUCGCUCAAAGCCUGGAAAUAUGGCUCUCACGUCUGGAAGAGCUAUCCAAAAGCAAACAUAUAGGGCUGCCCUCUUAUGUACUGUUCAUUCUCGUGGAGUAUGACAGCCCAUACUUAGUCGCAAUAAGUGCAGUCUCCAGAAACACUCGAAACAGGCAAACCGAGAAAUGAUAUAUCACCCAUGAGUGGCCAUGUACUCCUCGUUCACAACGUGCAGGAGUCUGUAUAGCUCCGUCGGAUAGACCCCUCUGACAACUCUCCUCGUCCUAUCUGCCGCCGUUUGUAUGACCCUCUUGUCCUCAUAGUGUUUUCCUCCCUUCCCAUACCGGAUCAUGAGCGCCAGCGUUUGUCGGCACUGUUCGUACCAAUCUUCCGUCAAAUCGAGAGCGCGGAUAACGUGUUCCAUCUCGAUUUCUUUACUUCCCGACUCGGCCCCCAACGCCUCCGGUGUCCACAACCCUACAUACUUCUCCAUCUUCCUCUGUACGAACCAGUAUAUCCUCAACAUCUCCACGUUACUCAACAGCUCUUUGGCCUUGUUCUCCUGGAACUCGUCCCAAGUGGCCUCCUCAGUUCCGUCCUUGCGAGACUGUGAUGGCUGAGAGGGUUUGUGGCGCUUAAGAAUGGGUUUGAGGUAGUUGACGAUGGCGGCAUGACGGUACGGUGGCGUUGACGGAACUACGGGGAGCACAGGCGGAGGAGGUGGAUUCGAGGCAGGAACAGCUGGUGUAACUGUAGAUUUAGGCUUGGACACUGGGCGUGGCUUCGGUUUCGAGCGAUGUGUUUGUGGCGUAGGUGGCGGUUGCGAUUGAGGUGGGUGAGGGGGUUGAGCCUCCAUUCUAGAGGAGUAUGACUGGGAAUGUCUCCGCUCAUGCUCCCGCUCGC
This is a messenger RNA of Stereum hirsutum FP-91666 SS1, 2291 nucleotides long. RefSeq lists its product as uncharacterized. Gene Ontology annotation, molecular function: serine-type carboxypeptidase activity. The transcript has 8 exons. The record is from RefSeq and is a predicted model, not a curated record. The coding region runs from base 142 to 1248 and encodes 368 amino acids. NCBI's taxonomy places the organism in Eukaryota, Fungi, Basidiomycota, Agaricomycetes, Russulales, Stereaceae.